ACUCAUCACUCCUGAGGGUAUAAAAAGUCACGAGGAAGACCAAGGCCUUGCACCUUUGAGUGGAAAAAUUUUGAAGCCUCUGGACGUGGAUUAGUAGCACACUGCCUCAAGAUGCCAAGUGGACCCAAUUCUGCAUUCAUCAUCUCAGAGACCAGCAAACCAGGGAAAAUAAUUAAAUCCAACAAUAAUGAAAAGGCAAAAGCAGAAAAAGUUUCUGUUUAUUUGCCGAAUAUCCCUGAGCCAACAAGCAGAGCUGAGCUCAUGCAGUACUGGAUGAAUUUCACUUUGGAUGAUAAAACUGCCAAUAAGAUGUUGUGGAUUUCUGACGGUGGGUCUAAAGUGUGUCGUAGAACUGAGGAGGUUUGUCCUGUCCUGGAUAGACCAGAGAGAUACGAGUACUCUCCACAGGUGCUGUGCAAAGAGGGCAUCUGGAACAUGAGGGCUUACUGGGAGGUAGAAUACUCUGGCUGGGUGGUAAUUGGAGUCACCUAUGAAGGAGCAGGAAGAAGAGCUGACACUGGACCGAGCGGUCUCGGAGAAAACGAGGAGUCUUGGGGUCUGUGUUGGUCAGGAAUGCGUUACCAGAUCUGGUUCAAUGGCAUUAACAAAGAUAUAAACGAUGUCCCGUUUUGCUCCACAGUUGGAGUUUACAUCGACCAGCCUGCAGGGAUCAUAAGCUUUUAUGCAGUAACCGGUGAGGGAGCAGAGAGGGAGGUUAAGCUGCUGCAUAAAGUUAAAAGUACCAUCGAGAAAAAGAUUCUUCCCGGUUUCUGGAUGGGAAUUCAAUCCUCAUGCACCUUACUGAAGAGAGCAGAAUGAGCUGCUGCUGUAGCUAAAAUAAGGCAAUAUGUGCUGAUAAUGCAACAGGUUUUGACACUAAAGUACUGCAUGUAGAUAAUGUUUUACUUACAUAUUCCUUUCAUUAUUAUUACUUCACACCUAAAGUAGGUUUCAGUCACACUAAAACUACAUAUUAUUAUUAGGAGAAGUCAGGAUUACUUAUUAUCCAUUAGUUUUUAAACAUUAUUUUUCUAUUUUUUUUUUGCAUUUUCUUGUCUGAUACUUGUAUAAUGUAUGUAUGGUUCUAUAGCGUCGCAUUGAGUAUUUAUGAACUGAUUAUGAUAUUAAUCAAGUAUUUAUUACUAUAAGUGGAUGCUAAUAUGGAACUACUGAAAGGAAAAAUAUGUAACAAUUUAAAAUGAAAUUACCACUUACUGCUUUUAUGUCAGCAGUCAUUCUCGAAAGCGCUUUGGAUAAGAUAUACAGUGUUAAAUACACACAAUGUCAGAUUUGGCUUGGUAAAGAACAGGGAGCGAGAACAUCUUCCCUCUGGGUUAAAGGGGCUCACUUUGAUAUGUGAGAUCUUCCAGCUCGAAGAUCAGUUUCCUUCUUCGACAGGUGGGCCUCCAGUCCGACCACUUUCACGCCUAAAGCAUGAGCUUUGAGGAGAACUAAAAGUGGGGCACACCGACAGACUCAAAACAUUCACACUCCUGCAGCCAUCACACUACCUCAUUCAGUAAACACCGAGGAGAACCCCAGUAAGCGACUGCACGAGUCCUGCCAGUAUUUCACACUCUAUAACUGCUGUCAUUUCCCCUGCAUACUGUACACAUCAACCCGUAGAUGCGAUGACAACCUACACGCCUCCAUAAAUGGGUCAAAAUGAAACAAUCUGUGUUAAAAUCAACGUUUUUGUAAUAAAAAUCCACUUUAUACGUUUGUUUA
This is a messenger RNA of Amphiprion ocellaris (clown anemonefish), 1728 nucleotides long. RefSeq names its product stonustoxin subunit beta-like. Gene Ontology annotation, molecular function: protein binding. NCBI's taxonomy places the organism in Eukaryota, Metazoa, Chordata, Actinopteri, Pomacentridae. The record is from RefSeq and is a predicted model, not a curated record. Bases 112 to 819 code for a protein of 235 amino acids. The transcript is spliced from 5 exons.